Molecule: messenger RNA, 867 nt
Organism: Brassica oleracea var. oleracea
Lineage: Eukaryota; Viridiplantae; Streptophyta; Magnoliopsida; Brassicales; Brassicaceae
Exons: 3
Coding region: 1-867 (288 amino acids)
Source: RefSeq, a predicted model, not a curated record
AUGACCAAAAAAAGACUGGCUACUGACGCUUCUUUGCCAAAAAUCUCACCGGGACCGCCCUUGAAUGAAACAAGGGUAACCGAGGCAGACCUCUGGAAUCUCAAGCAAGCGCCAUUCGAGCCAUUAAGAGCGCACAUAAACAAGUUCAUGGAAAUCAAAGCCAGGAUCUUGCACCCAAACGAAGCCGUGGCCCUGGCGGCGUUAAAGAACGGCGUCUGGUUCUCAUCCAAAUUCAGGGAAAAAAUGGCAGUGCGGGCACCAAUCUCGUUGGACGAUGCCCAACACCGACCUUCUUAUUUCGCAACUCACGAAGAGGAGGUCACAACCUUAAAGGAACAGUACAUCGCAAACAAAAAUAACGUCGCCAAAAAGAAUAUUGCUCCUAAAGAACCAGCAACUAAAGGGAAACACUCCUAUGCGAUAAACAAUUCGCCGCAAAAUAAAUCAUCAACGUACGACCCCAACAAACAUUGUGCCUUCAAUGACCGAAAAGGUCAUUCGACCGAGGAAUGUCGAGCGGCACUUCGCAGUCAAAACGAAAAUAAAAAGACCAGCGAGGAUACCGAAGAAGAAGAGGAAGAGCCAGCGACUCCAAAAUCUAAUCAAAAAGCUAAAGGCUCUUUGAAUAAAAGAAGCAGGGAAACCGAGCCAGAGUCGCCUAGCUCUCCACCCCCAAUGCUAAAGACAAGAGUCGACAUGAUCUCAUGGGGGUCAGAAAGCCAUACACCUAACAGAAUCGAGGGACAAACCGAAGGAAGAGAAAACCCUCAACUUCAAGCGAAAGCAGAAGAUGGCCAUAAUCCACGAACUGCUAGAAAGACCGAUUGCCCCACAAAUUCAGAAGAAAGACAGCAUGCGAACCCUUAA